Molecule: messenger RNA, 1015 nt
Organism: Cryptotermes secundus
Lineage: Eukaryota; Metazoa; Arthropoda; Insecta; Blattodea; Kalotermitidae
Gene: Trax
Product: translin-associated protein X
Exons: 4
Coding region: 1-927 (308 amino acids)
Cellular component (GO): cytoplasm; nucleus
Molecular function (GO): RNA binding; RNA endonuclease activity; sequence-specific DNA binding
Source: RefSeq, a predicted model, not a curated record
AUGCCACAUCAAGAAAGAGAUAGAAAACAUAAUGGACAUCAUGGAGGAGGAAAACACAAACACAGUGUUUUAGACAAAGCACAAGAAGUUCUGGAGAGUAUCGAUGCCAGCUCACCAGUAAUCAGAUCCUUUCAGCAGUAUGCUGCCGAACUGGACUUCAAGCAUGAUAAAUAUGAAAGAAUCGUGAAGCUGGGUAGAGACAUUACCAUUGAGAGCAAGAGAAUCAUUUUCCUGCUGCACACACUGGAUAGGGAAAGCAAAAGAAAAACUGUCCUGGCAGAAGCAAUGUCACGUCUGAUGCAGCUUGUCAAUACACAUUUCAAGGCUAUAGCUAAAGAACUGAAAGGAGAGGAUCCUUACCAGUACAUGAAAGCAUAUAGUGCAGGUUUGCAAGAAUACAUUGAAGCAGUGACAUUCCAUGAUUAUCUUAUGAACAGUAGUCUUCCAAGCUGGACCAAGAUUCAAGCAGACCUAAACUACACAAAUAUGGAUGUAUCUACUGAACAUGAGAGGCCAAACACAACUGUAACUGAAGAUAACAGUGAGAACACUCGUUCAGCUGGUUAUCACAAUGAUUUUCCCCUUAAAACCUUUGUCUCACCAGUGGAUUACAUCCUGGGAGUAGCAGAUUUAACAGGAGAGCUGAUGCGGAAAUGCAUCAAUAACCUGGGCUCAGGAGAUAUAGAAGGCUGUUAUCAGACUUGUACAUUUGUGAGAGAGAUUUACAGUGGAUUCUUGGGUGUCAGCUGCACAGGAUUCAAGGAGAUUGCACGGAAAAUUGUCACCCUACGCCAGAGUCUUAGCAAGAUGGAGAAUGCAUGUUACAUGAUUCAUGUGCGGGGCUCUGAAAUUCCAAAACACAUGCUAGCUGAUGUCAUCAGUGGAACACAGGAUGUUUUCCUUGAAGAAGAUGAAGGAUUCUGCUAGCAAAACCUGAAAGUCAUGUUUAAAUUAAACUGAGUAUUAUCCUCUCUGGUACUGUGUGUUUUAAAAUAAAUAGAACAUUUAUCAGUAA